Messenger RNA from Linnemannia hyalina, 1260 nucleotides. Lineage: Eukaryota; Fungi; Mortierellomycota; Mortierellomycetes; Mortierellales; Mortierellaceae. The record is from the annotation of a GenBank genome assembly.
AUGAUGGCGACAGACAGUCUCUCGUACAAACAUCUCCGAGUCCAACGACCAGAACCAUCAUCUUCACCACCAGCCCAAACCUUCUUUUCGAUAUCACCACCAAAGCGACCUCAGCACCCUUCCAUCCACCAAGCCCUCAGCACCAAUAAUAGGAACCGCCCUUACCGCAGUGGUACUCGUCAGACUCAAGACACUCAGGUCAUCUUCGAUCCUGAGACAGAAUAUGACUCGUACCCGCUUCGUUACGGAAUGCCAACACCUUCCUGGUCGACUCGGCGGGCACGUCGCCCAGUCGCACAAGCUCUGGAGCAGAUGCAACUGAUGCGCUACCAAACUGGAACGGGACUUGGCCUCGGCGUUGUUGCAACUUCCAGAAAUGACUUGACUCUCUCGGCUCCUCUUCGACACUCUUCCUUGCAUCAACAACAACAACAAUGUGAUGGCGACAAAGCGAACAACGACGAAGGGUAUGGUGAUCUCAGCAACAGCACCAACAACAUCGGCAACGGAAGCGAUAUAUCACUUCAGAAUCAAGAAACUCGAGUCCUUAAAAGACGGUCGUACUCUUCGUUUUCGAUCCUCCGCUCACUAAUGCCACCGCAUAUUCGUUACAAAGAUGGUAGUGAUGUGGUGCUACAGGUCGAUCGCCGCAACGCCGCUCGACCAGCUAACGACGACUAUGGGGAGUGGGAUGGUCUUGAGAAAGAUCAGGGCUACGGCCAGAGCCAGGGCCAGGGCCUUUUACCAGCAGUGGCAAAGGACAGGAGAAGAAAGAAGCAGGACAGCGCCACCGACACUAGCAUGGACUAUGACAACGACGACCUCCUGGACCUCGCCCUCGAUCUUGAACUCCAACUCGAAUUCCACGACGGAUGCCUUGACACUGACGAGAUGAAACGACUCGACUUCGAUAUCCUCUACGAGAACACGACCCUCUCCAACCUUCGAGGAGUCCUCAAGUCCCUCGUCACCGUUUGUGUCUCGUCAACAGCAGGCGUUUACUUGCUCUUGCUGACUUACAAGCUGGCUAAGGACCUCUACGUCUUUAUCGCGAUCCAGGCGAUGUUGAUUUUGUUGCGCUGGACUUGGAUCCUUGUCGCGGUUUGGCCUUGGCGUUUGCUGCUGUGGACGGUUUUGGGGGUCUAUCACCUCGUCCUGAUGGUGCUGUGGCCAAGCAGGGAUACUUUGGCGAUGGCUUUCCACAUAUCGGUGAUCUAUACUCUCAGGCGGAUCAGAAGGAGCACGAUGGAGCAUUCCUGA